Molecule: messenger RNA, 2652 nt
Organism: Triplophysa rosa
Lineage: Eukaryota; Metazoa; Chordata; Actinopteri; Cypriniformes; Nemacheilidae
Product: kynurenine 3-monooxygenase
Exons: 15
Coding region: 28-1452 (474 amino acids)
Biological process (GO): NAD+ metabolic process; L-tryptophan catabolic process; quinolinate biosynthetic process
Cellular component (GO): mitochondrial outer membrane
Molecular function (GO): FAD binding; kynurenine 3-monooxygenase activity; NAD(P)H oxidase H2O2-forming activity
Source: RefSeq, a predicted model, not a curated record
UCAUUUAAAAAGUUGUGUUUAUUAAACAUGGAGACUGCUCUCAUAAACACACAUGAAUCUAGGAGCGACAAGAGGAAAGUGAUAGCAGUGGUGGGAGGCGGUUUGGUUGGAUCUCUGAGCGCUUGCUUUUUCGCAAAACGAGGAUUUGACGUUGAGCUUUAUGAAUCUCGAGAAGAUAUUCGACAGGCCAAAGUCGUGAGGGGUCGAAGCAUAAACUUGGCUCUGUCCCACAGGGGACGCCAGGCCUUGAAGCAUGUGGGAAUGGAAGACAAGAUAGUCUCUAAAGGCAUUCCUAUGCAUGCCCGUAUGAUCCACAAUGAGAACGGAAAGCGUACACCUAUACCCUACGGUAGAAAAGGACAGUACAUUCUGUCUGUGGACAGAGCAAAUCUGAACAAGGAGCUGCUGACAGCGGCAGAGGCGUAUCCAAACACUACACUGAACUUCAGUCACAAGCUGCACGACUGCAGUCCAGAAAAGGGAACAGUGACCUUUUUUGGACCCGACGACCAGAAAAAGGAAACCCGGGCAGAUCUGAUCGUAGGUUGUGACGGCGCUUUCUCUGCUGUCAGAAAGCAGUUUCUACGGCAAAGCCGCUUCAAUUACAGCCAGACGUACAUUCCUCAUGGGUACAUAGAGCUCACCAUGCCCCCUAAAGAUGGAGAUUUUACGAUGAAGCCCAAUUAUUUACACAUUUGGCCCAGAAACACUUUCAUGAUGAUCGCACUGCCCAACUUGGACAAGACGUUCACGUGCACCCUCUUCAUGCCCUUCGAAGACUUUGAGGAGAUUCGCACCGGUGAUGAGGUCAUUUGGUUCUUCCAGAAAUACUUCCCUGACUCAGUGCCUCUAAUAGGCGUUGAUGCUCUGAAAAGGGAUUUCUUCAGACUGCCGGCUCAGGCCAUGGUCUCAGUGAAAUGUGACCCGUAUCAUCUGUUCGAUAAAUGCGUGCUGAUGGGAGAUGCCGCUCACGCUGUGGUUCCUUUCUAUGGACAAGGCAUGAACGCGGGCUUUGAGGAUUGUUUAGUUUUUGAUGAGAUUAUGGACCAGUUGAAUGAAAACUUUGCUGCUGUGCUUCAGGAAUACACCAGAGUCCGUGUACCUGAUGAUCAUGCUAUCGCUGACCUGGCCAUGUACAACUAUGUUGAGAUGAGGGCGCACGUAAACUCCAAAUAUUUCUUGUUCCGAAAGUACCUGGACAAUGUCCUUCACUUUAUCAUGCCCAGAACAAUCAUCCCACUUUACACUAUGGUCACGUUCACCAGGACACGGUACCAUGAAACUGUGAAGCGAUGGCAUUGGCAGAAUAAGGUGAUCACUCGCGGUCUGUGGCUGUGUGCGGUGGCGUCCACUGCCGGCGGGAUGUUUCUCUUGAUCAGAUACUCUCACAAACUCCCCAGCAUCACUGCAGAGCACCUGUGGAGCCGUAUACUUGCUUUAAAGAGAUUCUAAAAGAAUUACAAUGUAUAGGAAACCCUGUUGUUGUUUGGCAGCCUUGUUGUUGACUUGUCAAUGUGAAACAGUGAAGAUUUACUUUCAUGUUUCAUACAGGACACAAACCGUAAAAGACCAGAUUUUACGUCUUCAAAAAUGUUUCAGGAUCGAUACGAAUUAGACUUGAUCAACAGCAUUUGUGACAAUGUUGGUUACCGCCAAAUAAUUAAAAACAACAGCAAAUUACAAAUAUAAAUUUGUUUAAGUCAUGAUGCAAGAAUUUGUAUAUUAACUAUCCCUUUUAAGCACAAAAUAAAUGAUUCAGUUAAAAGAAAGACUUAAGCUCAUAUAAUAAAUAGUUACCACUUUCUGAAGUGGUAAUACGUUUCUAGGUGGAUGAACUUGUGGUUAUGUGUUGCAUGGCGUGAUUGCUCCAUGUACACAAACCUUUAUGUAUCCCAGCACGUAUCCUGCAAAAGUUAUGGGGUUGAAAGACCGGUAGUAACUUUGGCAAGGUCACAUCACACUAGUCUCAUGUCAGCACGUAUAUAAAGCUAUAUGGUUAUUUUAUUGUAUAUACCAGGCCACUAUCGUUAAAAGUGCUAAAUACUAAAUACUGAGCAACAAGUUUUGUAUCUUUAUCAGGGGUUUUCAAACUGAGGGUUAGGACUCCUUGUGGGUCACGUAAAGAUGCUCUGAAUGACACGCGCACACACAAAAACAGUUCAGUCCGACUAGCAAUGACAAUGAUUUUGACAUCUUACCGUAUGCUAUUUUGGUAUUGCAUAUUUCAUUUAUAUCAUGACAAAGAAACUGAAAACUAUGCUAAAUAUUUUGGUGGGUUUUGGAAUAAAAAGGUUUGGGAACCCCUGACCUACUGUAUGUCACAAAUGCUGUCGAUCAAUCUUGUAUUAUAUUCAUCUUGUAUGAGCUGAAAUGUUGUUUUAAAUGAAUCAUCAAUUUGAAUGACAGCAAGCUGUUGGGAGAUAAAAAGAGAGGGUGUCUUAAUUCAAAGGUGUCAAAUUUGCAUUUACUUGUCACAUCUGACUGAGUGUGUGUUUUGUAAUUCUCUGAUUUCAGACGGCGCACAUUUGAAACCAAUUCUUUGUUUUAAAUUAAAAAUGAGAAUAUUGUACUGUCUACAAUUUUAAAUCUAUGCAAAGUUAAAUAUUGCUGAAUUAGUUAUUUUAUUCACUUGGCAUGUAUUAACUCUCUUAC